This is a messenger RNA of Opisthocomus hoazin, 2496 nucleotides long. It is a transcript of the gene PRICKLE1, whose product is annotated as prickle planar cell polarity protein 1. Lineage: Eukaryota; Metazoa; Chordata; Aves; Opisthocomiformes; Opisthocomidae. The record is from RefSeq and is a predicted model, not a curated record. Gene Ontology annotation, molecular function: zinc ion binding.
AUGCCACUCGAGAUGGAGCCCAAAGCCAACAACCUCGUUUUUGGGUGUCAGCGGAGCUCAACAUCUGACGAUGACUCUGGCUGUGCCCUGGAGGAAUAUGCCUGGGUCCCCCCAGGCCUCAGACCGGAGCAGGUCCAGCUGUAUUUCGCCUGCUUGCCAGAGGAGAAGGUCCCUUACGUUAACAGCCCUGGAGAGAAACACCGAAUCAAACAACUUCUCUAUCAGCUGCCACCCCACGACAAUGAGGUGAGAUACUGCCAGUCUUUAAGCGAGGAAGAGAAGAAGGAACUGCAGAUGUUCAGCUCUCAGCGCAAAAAGGAGGCGCUUGGCCGAGGCACUAUUAAACUGCUCUCAAGAGCGGUGAUGCACGCGGUUUGUGAACAGUGUGGUACAAAGGUAAACGGCGGUGAAGUUGCCGUGUUUGCCUCGAGAGCCGGGCCUGGGGUGUGCUGGCACCCCUCGUGUUUUGUGUGCUUCACCUGUAACGAGCUGCUCGUUGACCUUAUCUACUUCUACCAAGAUGGGAAAAUUCACUGUGGCAGACACCACGCGGAACUGCUCAAACCUCGAUGUUCAGCCUGCGAUGAGAUCAUUUUUGCGGAUGAGUGCACAGAAGCUGAAGGUCGCCACUGGCACAUGAAGCACUUCUGUUGCCUGGAGUGCGAAACAAUCCUGGGUGGCCAGAGAUACAUCAUGAAGGACGGGCGACCGUUCUGCUGUAACUGCUUUGAGUCUCUCUACGCGGAAUACUGCGAGACCUGUGGGGAACACAUCGGUGUUGACCAUGCUCAGAUGACCUAUGACGGACAGCACUGGCAUGCCACGGAGGCAUGCUUUUCCUGUGCUCAGUGCAAGACCUCUUUGCUUGGCUGUCCUUUCCUUCCAAAGCAAGGGCAGAUCUACUGUUCAAAAACCUGCAGCUUGGGCGAGGAUGUUCACGCCUCCGACUCUUCUGAUUCUGCAUUUCAGUCUGCUCGAUCCAGAGAUUCUAGGAGGAGCGUCCGCAUGGGAAAAAGCAGCCGCUCAGCCGACCAGUGCCGCCAGUCUCUCCUCCUGUCGCCAGCCCUCAAUUACAAAUUUCCUGGCCUUUCAGGCAAUGCCGACGAUACUCUUUCUCGUAAACUGGAUGAUUUAAGCCUUUCCAGGGAAGAGGCAAGCUUUGUUAAUGAAGACUUCUGGAAGGGAAGAGUAGAGCAAGAAAUGCCCGAAGACCCUGAAGAAUGGGCUGAACAUGAAGACUACAUGACUCAACUUCUUCUGAAGUUUGGCGAUAAAAGCCUAUUCCAGCAGCCCACUGAAGUUGACAUUAGAUCAGGUGACCACUGGAUUUCUGAUAGCAUGGUUAAGAGCAAGCUGGACUUGAAAAAAAAUAAUCCAAGCCUGGCAAGUAAGAAGUAUCAGUCAGACAUGUACUGGGCCCAGUCACAAGAUGGCUUGGGUGACUCUGCCUAUGGCAGCCACCCAGGCCCUGCCAGCAGCAGGAAAAUCCAGGAGCUAGACAUGGAACACGGGGCGUCAGGAUACAAACACGACCAAACACCGUGGUAUGGAGGCUCACUGGAAUGUUUGUCUGACCUGAAACAGCAAGAACAAAGUGUUCGAGACUCAAUGGAUUCUCUGGCUUUGUCGAACAUAACAGGGGCUUCAAUGGAUGGAGAAGGCAAGCCACGGCCGUCUCUCUACUCUUUGCAAACUUUCCAAGAACUGGAGGUGGAGGACUGUGAGAAAAUGAGCAACAUGGGAACUCUGAAUUCUUCAAUGCUCCAUCGGAGCACGGAGUCCUUGAAGAGUCUGAGCUCAGAGCUGUGCCAGGAAAAGGCCUUACCAGAGGAAAAGCCGGUGCAUGUGCCUGUACUGAGAAGGUCGAAGUCCCAGUCUAGACCACAGCAAGUGAAAUUUUCAGAUGAUGUUAUUGAUAAUGGAAGUUACGAGAAUGUUGAAAUACGUCAGCCUCCAAUGAGUGAAAGGACUCGUAGGCGUGUUUACCAUUUUGAAGAGCGUGGAAAUCGGCCUUCUCAUCAUCGCAGAAGAAGUAGGAAGUCUCGCUCAGAUAAUGCACUUAACUUGGCCACAGAAAGAAAAUGCUCUCCGAGAGAGAGAUUUCGUUAUUACUCCCCUCAGGAUCAUGAAAAAAUUAUUCAGAACAGAAGCUCACGUGAGAUUCGGGCAUAUAUUCAAAAUGCGGAGCUGUACGGACCAUAUGCCCAUACCAGGUCUGAUUAUGCGCUGCGGAAUCAGGUGGUUGAUAAGUUUUUUGGAUUGUAUGGUGAGGAAGAUGACUCCUGGUGUUCAACGUCAUCCUCAUCAUCCGAUUCUGAAGAGGAGGGGUAUUUUCUAGGACAGCCAAUUCCACAGCCGCGGUCACUGAGAUACCCGUACUAUACAGAUGACCUUUCUGGUCCAACUACUGCGUUAUCUAGUUCUCAGGUUGGACAAAGGACAAUCAAAUCAAAGAAGAAGAGGGGACACAAAGGAAAAAAUUGCAUCAUUUCUUAA